UAGGUACCAUUCGUUGAGAAGUCCUCAAUCACAAUCUUGCUCAAAAAGCCCGUGCAACUCGCAGAAUAGCCCAGCUGUUGUGAAUGGCAUUUUGACAUGAUGUCUGCUGGGAGGUGCGCGCAAGUAAAUGGUACGCUUCAUUCGUCUUAAACCAUCAAUAUGCUUGCCGCCGUCAUCUCUGGAACGCCGCCACGGUCGCCGGGAGAAACUACGCAAUGGACACAAUGAGCAAGGAGAUAGCGAGAGUGCGCGUUGCAAACGAGUGGGCAACGCCACCUUGGCUCGUCUUGCGACCGUUUCGGAUCAGACUGAGAACACUGCAGAUUCUGUCGCGGCAGCAGCAGCGUCUGCCAUUCACAUUGGAAUAUACGUGCGCAAUGCCAUACAUGCUCACGAUCGAAAGCGUCAAGACUACCUUAUCAAGGACUUCUACCGGCACCGACGAGAAGUGGGAAGGUACUGCCGUCGACAUCGUUGUCGACUUACUCUGUCGUGCAUAUGUGACAGUCGGAGUAGCUGCCAACAAAACUGUUCCGUGUCUAGAGGUAAAAACGUGAAUUCCGGGCCCGGGAUGCGUUAGAUAGCCGGAGUUUGUCGUGGGUUCAAUAAAUCCUCGGAUGCUGGUCA
Ilyonectria robusta is the source of this 627-nucleotide messenger RNA. RefSeq lists its product as uncharacterized. The coding region runs from base 128 to 580 and encodes 150 amino acids. The record is from RefSeq and is a predicted model, not a curated record. NCBI's taxonomy places the organism in Eukaryota, Fungi, Ascomycota, Sordariomycetes, Hypocreales, Nectriaceae. The transcript has a single exon.